UUUAUGUGAUUCUUGCCGCGACAUUUUGUACGGAAAGCUAAUCGAAAGUCGAGUUCCUGCGAGAAAAAACGCUGCAUUUCCAAUGGUUUCUAAAGUGAACGCAGUCUUUCGUCAUUUAUUUGGGUCUGAGAGACAUCAAUCCAGUUCUGGAUCGAGAAAACGUCCUUCAGAAAGCCUCGAUGAUGUGAGUCAAGACAUCCUUGAGACACCCCGACCAAAAAGGGCCAGGAAUUCCAUUCAUGCAGAUGACUCGAGUCGGUCUCGAGCGACCACUCCCCUCGUGAAAGUAGCCAAUUGGAUUCAUCAGAAGGCCUCCACCUUUGGGGAGACGUACUUCUUCCGUCCUGUGGGAAACCUGGUACAGAAUACCUAUCCCUCACCGAUUCCAGGAACAUCAGAUGGCAACCAUCUGCAGCAUUCACAGGUCAUGAGUGAUACACCAGGUGAGCCAGUAAAGAGUAAAAAUGUGAACACAAAUCAACCUGUCAAAGUACAUGUAGACUUCAAACAACCAGAUGGAAUACCUCAUCAUAAAUCAGCUUCUAACACAAGUCAGCACCAACUCAAGCAGCAACCCCACCACUCUCAUAACAAUGGACGGCAGUUAGAGAGAGACAGCCUGCAGGGGAUAGGGGGAACAAGAACAGUGUCAAAAGAACAACCUGCUAACAAAAGUUCAACGUCCCACCUUGGGAACUCAUCUAUGGCAACCACCAAGCAUGGUAGCUCAUCUGUGGCUGCCACCGGUCUGUCCAAGCAUGGUAGCUCCUCUAUGGCUGCCACUGGUCUGUCCAAGCAUGGUAGCUACACCCCUGUCAGGGAUAAGCUGUUCCCACAUCCCAAGAGAAGAGUUGUACUUACUCAGGCCUCUAGAGGACAUCCUCACAUACCAACCAACACACAAACGGUCAACGAGUGUGUAAGGUUAAAAGAGAGACAGCAAUACAAGCAGCUAUUGGAGCAGUUUACCAUGGGUAGUCUGAAGCCAUCCUUUGACUCAGAGGCCACUUUGAAUGAGAGCAAGGCAAAACCAGCUGCAGUAAGACCGAAGCAAGCAGUCCCGACAGCCAGCAUAGCAAGCAGCCGUCUGGAAGCCCCUAGUCAGAGCCAGAGGGGUCCUCAGGAGCGGGCGGGGCUACGUGUUCUCCCCCAUCAGUUCUCCACCCAGCAUGAGAUGAGGGAAGCUGUACGUCAGAGACUCCAUGUACCAAGCAGUCUACUUAGUCCAGGUACCCCCGAGGGAGAGAGAGCUGUUCCUGCUACUCCUGCUCAACCUGAUUUUGGCGAGGCAAGUCCACCGCUCACCAUCAUAGCCAGCAAGCCUGGAAUGAGUGCCUUUCAGAAGAGUUUAAUGUCAACACCUUACCUAUCUGAAGAUUGGGUUCAUGAUUUAAAAGCCCGCUUUGAAUCAAGUGUGCGUGUCAGACAGAGUGAGAUUGAAAAGGAGAAAUUCAAACUCCAGGGCUAUGAAGAAAGGAGAGCUGAAGGACAGGCUAAAGCCAGGGAAGUGAUCAAUCAGAGGAUAAAGAGAGCGUCAGGUUUGCCUGCAGCCGUUGAAGACGUCAUCUACCGACCAGAGGAGAAGGAACCAGAGGAUGCCAUCGCGGUGAUCGAUGAUGAUGAGGAAGAUGAAGAGGAGGAGGAUGACGGUAUGGAAGAAGAGGAAGAGGAGGAGCUCCCAGAGCUAACGGAUGAGAUGGAAGAGGAGAUUCGCAAUGCCCUUAACCCUAACCCAGCCAGUGAGGGAUUGGUUACCGGGUUUAGAUUGACUAUUAAGAGGAGAGAUAUGCAGACCCUUGCUGGUUUAAACUGGCUGAAUGAUGAGAUCAUGAACUUUUAUUUUGAAAUGCUGAAGGAAAGGAGUAAAGAAGAGGACUACCCGAGUGUGCAUUCUUUUAACACAUUUUUCUACCCCAAGUUGAUCAACUCUGGUUUCGCCAGCCUUCGUCGAUGGACCAAGAAGGUGGACAUCUUCACGAAAGACCUGCUUCUGGUUCCGGUCCAUCUAGGAAUGCAUUGGUGUCUAGCGGUUGUGGACUUCAGGAAUAAAACCAUAGUAUUCUAUGACUCGAUGGGAACCCACAAUCAGCAAUGUUUAGACGCACUGAGAGAUUAUCUUCUAGCUGAGUACGCGGAUAAGAAGAAGCAGGCCUAUAGUUUGGAGGGAUGGUCAUAUUACUCAGAGAAGGGCAAUCCUCAACAGCUCAAUGGGUCCGAUUGUGGGAUGUUCUCCUGCAAGUAUGCAGAAUAUAUCUCACGGGAUGCUCCCCUUUCCUUCACACAGCAUGACAUGCCCUACUUCAGGAGAAGGAUGGUCUGGGAGAUACUUCACAUGACCUUGCUGUGACCUUCACUGCAUGUUGACCUGCAGGAGACCCGAGGCAGGUAACACAUGCCCUCACUGUGACAUCCACCAUGACAUUCAUUGCAACCUUCACAGUGACUUUCAUCAUGAUCUUCACAGUAACCUUCAUAGAGUCAUUUACUGUGAUAUGUUAGUGACAUUCACAACGAUAUGACCUUGUUGUGACCUUCACUGCAUGUUGACCUGCAGGAGACCCAAGGCAGGUAACACAUGCUCUCACUGUGACAUCCACCAUGACAUUCAUUGCGACCUUCACAGUGAUUUUCAUCUGAAUCUUCACAGUAACCUUCAGUGUCAUUUACUGUGACAUGUACAGUGACAUUCACAACGACCUUCAUGGUGACCCUCACUGAUAUUCAGUUACCUUCACAGCGACCUUCACAGCGACCUUCACUGUGCUCUUCAUGGUGACUUUCACAGCGGAGCUCUCUGAUUUGACCUAUUGGUUCUAGAUGCUGAUGACUAUUAACUGUCAAAGUGACUUUCAAGCAAUGAGUAUAUUUGAUCUCUCUUGUCAUUUGACUGUCAUUACAAACCAAGAGCAGUGUGAUUCAAGCAGGACUGGACGCUGGAAACAAAAUGGGGUCAUCGGACUGGAUGAUUCUGUGAUUGCAUGGAAAUUGUAUAUAGUGUAAAUCUUGAGCACAGAUAUCAAAGUAGUGGGAAGAUGAAACUUUUAUGUCUCUCUCUAUCUCUCCCCCUCACUUUCCCUCUCUCUCUCUCCCUUUCUCUCUCUCCCUCCCCUCUCUUUCUCUCUC
This is a messenger RNA of Strongylocentrotus purpuratus (purple sea urchin), 3123 nucleotides long. Its product is annotated as sentrin-specific protease 1. Gene Ontology annotation, molecular function: deSUMOylase activity. The transcript has 17 exons. Gene Ontology annotation, cellular component: nucleus. Lineage: Eukaryota; Metazoa; Echinodermata; Echinoidea; Camarodonta; Strongylocentrotidae. The record is from RefSeq and is a predicted model, not a curated record. Gene Ontology annotation, biological process: protein desumoylation. The coding region runs from base 83 to 2347 and encodes 754 amino acids.